Messenger RNA from Kazachstania africana CBS 2517, 363 nucleotides. Its product is annotated as SRP1/TIP1 family protein. Lineage: Eukaryota; Fungi; Ascomycota; Saccharomycetes; Saccharomycetales; Saccharomycetaceae. Bases 1 to 363 code for a protein of 120 amino acids. Gene Ontology annotation, molecular function: structural constituent of cell wall. The transcript has a single exon. Gene Ontology annotation, cellular component: fungal-type vacuole; fungal-type cell wall. Gene Ontology annotation, biological process: fungal-type cell wall organization. The record is from RefSeq and is a predicted model, not a curated record.
AUGAACCCAAAAUUUGCUUCUUUAAUUGCUUUAGGCUCUGCCAUUUCCGUUGCUUCUGCUACUACUUUAUAUGAAGUUGCCGAAGUUGAAGGUUUAUUAGAAGACGUCAGCAACAAUUUGAGUGAUUACGUGAGCUUAAUCACAAGUGGUAAGCUUUCUUUCACUGACUUACCAACUGGUGUUUUGGAAAUUGCUCUUGCCUAUAUGGAAGGCGAAAACUGGAGCACCUACUUAACUGACGUUGACUGGUCUGCUGUCAACUCCAUGUUGACCGAAUUGAGCUGGUACUCUACUAGACUUGAACCUGAAAUUGCUUCUAUCUAUUCUGAAGAACUUGCAACCGCUACAAGUACUUUAUUAUAA